AUGGGCAGAACUUCAGACACCAGCCUGUUGAGUGUCACAUUCUCUAACACUUUGAGAGUAGGCUUUAUUGACAGAUUCUCCCAACAAACUUUGAAGAAGCACAAGCCAUCGGGCCCCACAGUCUCGAAUUCGUGGUGCAUGGAUUCGAUCGUCUGGAGACAGAAAGCGAUGCAAACGGCUCGAUGGGCAUCUCUGCGCCUGGGGCCGACAGAAAUUGUGCUAGCGUCCCUAGGGACCACCAUCAAGCGUCCGGGCCGUCAUUUGGUUUACCGGCUAUGGCGGAAAGAAAAGCGGCCUUUAGCAACCUGCGCAUCACCGGGUCUGGGCGUCAAGUUGAGCCUGGCAAGACGAAUCUCGGUUUGA
Molecule: messenger RNA, 363 nt
Organism: Puccinia graminis f. sp. tritici CRL 75-36-700-3
Lineage: Eukaryota; Fungi; Basidiomycota; Pucciniomycetes; Pucciniales; Pucciniaceae
Exons: 4
Coding region: 1-363 (120 amino acids)
Source: RefSeq, a predicted model, not a curated record